AUGCAUGCAUGCAUGUGCGUGAGUACUGGCGUCGGAUGGACAAUUCUUUGUGUCCGAGACCGGCCAAAAGAAGGGCCAUCCGAAGGGUUCGUCGAGGCCGGACGACUUGAGACUGACACGCACGAGCCUGACACUCUGGACGGAGACAAGAUAAAGUUGACUUUCGGCACGAGACACGAGUUAUCCUCGUCGUCACCGUCACCGUCGUCGUCGUCACGCCCACCUCGACCCCCUUUGGCCCCCGCCAACCGGCCAGCAUCCUCGGCUGCUGUCGCCGCGGUGACCAGCCGAGGCCGUUCUGACUGGCACCGGCACAAUCGGCUUCUGGCAGGCCUCCGUCGCGUAGCUCUUCUCUCGGAUUGCAUGUCCGGCCGCUCCUCGAAAUCCCGGACGCAACGGCACACUCGAGGUCGCCUCGACGACACGACAGCCUCUUUCCUCUUUUCACUCGUCUCCUCUUCACCACCACCACCACCAGCGUCAGCAACACUCCGGCCGGACGCAUAG
Molecule: messenger RNA, 507 nt
Organism: Protopolystoma xenopodis
Lineage: Eukaryota; Metazoa; Platyhelminthes; Monogenea; Polystomatidea; Polystomatidae
Source: the annotation of a GenBank genome assembly